Messenger RNA from Glycine soja, 654 nucleotides. RefSeq lists its product as uncharacterized. Bases 1 to 654 code for a protein of 217 amino acids. The record is from RefSeq and is a predicted model, not a curated record. NCBI's taxonomy places the organism in Eukaryota, Viridiplantae, Streptophyta, Magnoliopsida, Fabales, Fabaceae. The transcript has 2 exons.
AUGAGGAGAUUUUUGGUUGAUAGAGCAAGUAUUGAGAAUGUGAAUGUUGUACAACAAGAAGCCGAAUUAGAACCGCCACCUAAUGUGGUUAAUGAGUUUAACCCAAAUGAGAUUGUGCGUGAUCCAGUUGAUGUUGUCAAAGCUCGGUUGGGCACAAUGAGAGAGAGUGGCUGGAAUAAUUUUUUUGCCGAUGUCCAAGGAUUUUGUGUUGCUAAAAGUAUUCUGGUACCAAAUAUGGAUGACGAAAUACCAGUUCGGGGUCGUUCAAGAGCAGAAGGGAGGACUAUCACUAAUCUUCAUCAUUACCGUGCAGAGAUUUUUUAUGUUGCUAUUGAUAAAAUAUGUGUGGAGAUGGAUCACCGCUUUAGUGAAGGAAGUAACAUUAUACUUGAUUGCUUCUCAUGUCUUGACCUCAAGAACUCUUUCUCCAAGUUUGAUGUUGAUAAGCUUGCUCGUCUUGCUGAUAUUUAUCAUGCAGACUUUUCUGAUGAUGACCGAGGAACAAUUAGGGAUCAACUUGAAACUUAUGUGCUUCAAGUGAGAAGAAAUGCUUCUUUUUCCACUUGUGAAGAUGUUCAAAGUUUGGCUAUGAAGAUGGUUCAAACUGAGAAACAUUUGGUAUUUUUCCAUUGGUUUAUAAACUUAUUGAGCUAG